Anguilla anguilla (European eel) is the source of this 2536-nucleotide messenger RNA. RefSeq names its product pituitary tumor-transforming gene 1 protein-interacting protein-like. Lineage: Eukaryota; Metazoa; Chordata; Actinopteri; Anguilliformes; Anguillidae. The record is from RefSeq and is a predicted model, not a curated record. Bases 172 to 687 code for a protein of 171 amino acids. The transcript is spliced from 7 exons. Gene Ontology annotation, cellular component: cytoplasm; nucleus. Gene Ontology annotation, biological process: protein import into nucleus.
AGAAAGUUUCGCAUUGAUUUGUUAGGUGGAAGCUCGGUUAGCGACACUUUUGGGUUGAUAUCAGCGAGCUUGCGUUCCGGCGCAAUUUGUAGGAACUUAACGUUUUGUGGAGCUAAAAGACACUUCACUGGAGCAGUGACAAGCUUGAGAAACAUAAUAAUUUUGGCAAACAUGGUUCAACUGCGAAUUUUUAUCCCGUAUGUUCUCGUCAUCGUUUUAAGCUUGACAGCCGUGUUCGCCCAGACAACUGCACCAGCUAAAGCAAACUGCGAGACGAAGAGCAACACGAGCUGCGAGGCGUGUCUGAAGGAUGUGUCGUGUCUGUGGUGCCGGACGACCAAGAAAUGCAUCAACUACCCCGUGAAGACCAUCCUGCCCCCCCACAGCCUGUGCCCGCUGAACGAGGCUCGAUGGGGGCUGUGCUGGGUGAACUUCCAGGCUUUGAUCAUUGCUAUGUCAGUGAUCGCCGGGGUGAUCAUCAUCGCCAUCCUCAUCUGCUGCUUCUGCUGCUGCAAGUGUGAGAAUGUCGGGUCACAGAGGGCCGAAGCCAAGAUGGACAAACAGGCUGACAAGAGGAAGGGUCGCCAGGAAGAGAGGAAAACUGAGAUGAAAAUGAGACACGAGGAAAUCAGGAAGAAAUAUGGGCUGUCGGGGGCAAACCCUUACUCCAAGUUCGAGAACAAUUAAGCAGGUCUCCCACCCGGAUUCCAAACACUCCUCUGCCUUCACACCGAAUAGGAAGAACAUCCAUCUCUGACACUCCACUGACCUUCAGAGCCACUCCACUGACCUUCAGAGCCUCUCUUCUGACCUUCAGAGCCUCUCCUCUGACCUUCAGAGCCCCUCCUCUGACCUUCAGAGCCUCUCCUGACCUUCAGAGCCUCUCCUCUGAAACUGCACACAUUGCAGGGCGACCACCAGUUCACCUGGGCAUCGAGUGAUGUGUAUCAAUGGGGCCCGUCGCAGGUUUAGAAGCUAAACCCCCUGACAGGAGCUUACAUGUACCCAUUCCAAUGAUUUGUGUGUAAGAUCGUAUUUUAUUUUACCAUGAAAGGUUACUUCUUUUUCCUCUUUAUUUUUUUAAAACUGACAAAUGAAAGUAAAUGUGUUGUGAAAUGAAACUGAAAUGAUUGUAUAGAAGAGGAAUGGGGAAGGCCAGAAACGUAAAUGUGUGUUGUUCUGGAGCAGAGGUCAGAUGUCAAGAUCUACUUCUCUAACCCUGUGUUUACUUUGUGAAGUAACAAAUGAUUAAUGCAGUUCGUUUCUUUUUUCUUUUAUUUUUUGUAGACCAAAGACAUUGCUCACUCAGAACUGUGUCACUGUCUUAACACUGUGGUUAAAACACUGUCGAUUUGGUCAUUCUUUUACUAAAAUAAAAUAUAAUUUGACCGAAAUAGUUCCAUUCCUGCUGGCCUGGUCUCCAUUAAUUUGCUCAAAUUUACUUAAACUUCAAAUAAUUUGCAGUAGUUUGAGUGCAACAUUACUGUAGUGCUGCCCUCACAAAUGUGAGUGCAAUCGCUCGUCUUUGUCGUGUUUUAGCUGAAUGACUGUAUGUACAUAGGGGGAAUACGUUUAUCUCUCUACCUUGAACUCCAAAGGUUUUGUAAAACUCGCUGGUAAAUUUCUUGGGCACUGUUGAACUUUCAAGAUUUACUUGAGCCUUUUCACUCCUUGUAACUUAACUAGUACAGUGUAUGCUUUUAUUAUUUGUAUAUGCUACCCCUGACAAACUGUACAGGAAAAGUCAUCACCGUGUUUGGGUAUGCCGCAUGAAUGUGUAUGAGGAGAGCUGUGGACCAGGUGAAAGUCAUGCAAUGGAAUGUUUUUGUGUUUUGGUGCCCCCUUCCAAGUUGGUGUUUAAAACAACCCUUUUGGAAAGUAGUUGUAAACUCACCAGGAUUAAAAAAAAAAAAAAAUUUUAAACCCUGACCAUCGUUUUUGGCUUCAGCUCUGUAUCUCAGGGUUUUAUUCCCAGACCUUUGCAUGAUGGGGAAUUUGGCACGUCCCAGUAUGUGCAUGUGCAUGUAUUUGUGCGUGCACAUGCAUGCAUGUGCCCAGUUUUUGUGCAUACGUGUGCAUUUGCAUGCACUUGUAGGCAUUUACAUAUGUAUGUGUCCUAGUGGAGAGCCUUACAUUGCUAUACUUAGGAAUUGGAAAGAGACCGUACUGUUGAAACCAAAUCGUCAGAUAUGAAAUUCUGUGAAAUGCUUCUGUGAUUAUUGUUUUGUUCACCUGGUAUGUUUUUUCUGAAGGUGUGUUCUAAUGGGUGGAAUUCAGUCAUGCGAUAUGAUAAUUCCCUUGCAACAUUCUGCCUUAAAUUUCUUCUUUCAUAAAAAGCGACAGGUUUUCUUACAAUUACCUGUCCAGUAGUAGAUUAACAUGUAUUUUGUAUAAAGCAAGAUUGCAGGGGUUUUUUUUUCUUUGUAACAUUCUUGACAUAAGAGUGAUUUAGUUCCCUGAAAUGGAAAUCAUAAAUGUUAAAUAUUUCUAGUGUGCGGGGAAAAUCAUUCUCAUUAAAACAAAAAUCAACUGAGAA